Molecule: messenger RNA, 2144 nt
Organism: Chelmon rostratus (copperband butterflyfish)
Lineage: Eukaryota; Metazoa; Chordata; Actinopteri; Chaetodontiformes; Chaetodontidae
Exons: 8
Coding region: 702-2126 (474 amino acids)
Molecular function (GO): structural molecule activity
Source: RefSeq, a predicted model, not a curated record
UUUAUAAUGGCCUAAAUAAAUUAUAUUAAAUAGUUAGAAUAAACACAAAGAGAGGGUAAAAUGAUCAUUUCUUGCCUGUUUAAUUAAUCUAAGCGUCUUUAUUGGUUAUAACCUCUGACUAAUUAACUUAACAUUUUGCCUAACUAAAUAAUAAUAAUACUGUAUAUACAAACCUUGUCAAUCAACCUGACGAACUUGUCAUUGAGUCCAACCAUGUCGUCCUUCUCCCGGGACUUGCCCAUCGGGUCGAUGUUGUUGCCGGUCGGAAAGCUUUUGGUCGGUCCCGUGCUGCUGGGGGAGUAGGAUUUACUGCUGUAAUCUCUUGGUUUGGACAUAUUGCAGCUUGUCACAGCGAUCUGAAGCCUGGAGACUGAACAGGUGAGCGGUGAAUGUACCUGCAGCCCUCAGAUCAUCUGCUUUUAAAGUGGACUAGGACAACCCAUCACCUCCCCAAAACUCUGCAUGUGUCCAAUCCAGAGAGGACAAGUGCAAUAUUACAGUGAGAAAAAAAGAAAACUCAACAUGAAAUACUUGAAUUUCGACUCUGCACCAGUUUGUCCAGGAGUGAUGAGCCAAUGGCAUCAAUGGGGGCGGACGGAUGCGUAACAGCCAGGUAUAAACCUGCGUACCCUCUCAUCACAUGCAUCUCUCCAGUCUGAGACACUCUGUCACUGUUAGCUCUCUACAAUCCAGCAGCGAUCAUGCCUUCAAACACCGCCGCAAGCAUGUUUGGUGGAGCCGGGGGAAGGGGCUCCAGGGUGUCCGUGGCGAGCCUGCAGGGCCUGCGCAACGUGCUGCGCAACGAGACGGAGAGAGACUCCGCUCCCGCCGCUUCAGCCGAACCUGCCGCUGCCCUAACUCCGGCCGCUCCUGCCGCAUCCGCGGACGACAAGCAGACACUACGGGGUCUGAACGACCGGCUGUCCGGCUACCUGGGCCGGGUGAGGCAGCUGGAGAAUGAAAACGGGGACCUGGAGAAACAGAUCGAUGAAAUUUUGGCCAAGAGGAAAGCACCUGUGGGACGCGACUGGGAUGAGGCUGAGAAACCCCUGGAGGCCCUCAAGAAGCAGAUCAAAGACAUCACCAUGGACAAUGCCAAGCUGUUGCUCCAGAUUGACAACACCAAGCUGGCUAAUGAUGACUUCAAGAACAAGCUGGAGGAUGAGAAAAGGGCACGGAGGAUUUUAGAAAAAGACCUGGAGGAUCUGAAGAAGACCAAUGAGGAUACCAAGCUGAACCGGAAGCAGACACAGAAAGAGAUUGAUUUGGUGAAGGAGGAGCUUGCUCGCCUCAAGCAGGAACACAAAGAGGGGGUGGAUGCCCUUCGUGAGAAGAUCAAGGACUCUGAGGUGAAGGUGGAGAUUGAUUCCCAGAACUCCAACCUGAAUGAAAUACUCAGCAAGAUCCGCAGCCAGUAUGAUAAACUAGCCAAGAAGAACCUGAAGGAGACAGAGGAGUGGUACCAGAGCAAGUUCGAAAACAUCAAGGUGGUGGAGGCCCAAAACAAUGAGGUCUUGCAGAGUAGCAAGAAGGAGCUCAAGGAUCUGCUCAAAAGGAAACAAACUCUGGAUAUUAAGAUCCAGAGUCUGCACAGCACGAUCCACAAUCUGGAGGAAACCCUGAGGAGCACUAAAGUGGAGUAUGGUCAGCGCCUGACCCCCCUCAAUAAAGCGAUACUGGACCUUGAGGCGGAGCUGAAGGAGGUGAGGUCACAGGUGGAGCAGCACGUGGAAACCAACAACAAUCUGCUGUGCGUUAAGAUGAAGCUGGAGGCGGAAAUUGGCAACUACCAGCAACUGAUUCAUGGCAUGACAACUGACGCUGAAAGCGUGGAGUUGUCUUUAGAGGAUGCGCUGCACAGCGGCCAGCAAAAGCCUGAAGAUAAGGUACCCGAGCAGCAGGAAAGCGCUCCUGAAAUGGUGGGAGGAGACCUCAUCAAGGCUGAGGAGGUUGCUACUGAGAAGACACAGAACAACCGCCCCGCUAAAAAGAAAAAAAGCAAAAAAAAUGAGGGCUCAUCCUCUUCUUCCUCUUCUUCCUCUUCUUCCUCCUCCUCCUCCUCCUCUUCCUCUUCCGAGAAUGAAGAUGAAAAGCCCAAGAAGGAGGGUGAAGUGGCCAAAGCCUGAUCUUCAUAUCAAAAUGUU